ACUGUGUGUCUUUCUUCGGACAGCAAACCCAACUUUAAUUUCUCAUCUAUUUUGCUUCUAUUUAUAUCCUAUUUACUAUCACUGUGCAUUAUCCCCUACCUGCAUAUCAUACCUUCUCUUCCUCUCUCCCCUCUCUCUCUCUCUCUAGAUUUAUCAUAUUGUGCAAUGGAGCAGUUGGGUAGCAUUCUUCAGUUUUUGGAGAACAGGUCCAUUCUUGUCACUGGUGCCACGGGCUUUCUUGCAAAGAUUUUUAUAGAGAAGAUACUGAGGGUACAACCAAAUGUGAGGAAGCUUUAUCUCCUUUUGAGGGCUCCAGAUGCAAAGACAGCCAUGCUACGCUUCAACACUGAGGUUAUGGCUAAGGAUUUGUUCAGGGUUGUGAAGGAGAAGUACGGGGGAGGUUUAAGUUCUCUGAUCUCUGAAAAAGUGAAAGUGGUAGCUGGAGAUAUCACCUGCGAGAAUUUGGGUGUGAAGGACACUGUGUUGUUGGAGGAAAUGUGGAAAGAAGUCGAUGUUGUGGUCAAUUUAGCUGCAAAUACCAACUUUGAUGAAAGAUACGAUGUUUCACUUGCAAUAAAUACGCUGGGAGCUAAACAUGUUUUGAAUUUCUCCAAAAGAUGUGACAAGUUAAAAGUACACGUUCAUGUUUCCACAGCUUAUGUAUCGGGAGAAAAAGAGGGACUGAUACUGGAAACCCCAUAUAAAAUGGGGGAGACACUCAACGGGACGUCUGGGCUGGCCAUCGACGCAGAGAAGAAGUUAGUCGACGAUACUCUGAAGCAGCUCAAGGCUGAGAAUUGUUCGGAAGAGUUCAUCAAAUCAGCCAUGAAAGAUUUGGGAAUUCAAAGAGCAAGGAAAUUUGGAUGGCCAAACACGUACGUUUUCAGCAAGGCGAUGGGAGAGAUGCUGUUGGGGCAUUUGAAAGAAAACAUACCUCUUGUAAUAGUUCGACCUACCAUUGUCACCAGUACUUACAAAGAGCCAUUCCCCGGUUGGGCUGAAGGCGUCAGGACGAUUGAUAGCUUGGCUGUUGGAUACGGAAAAGGAAGAAUUACAUGUUUUCUUGGCAACCCCAAGACUGUGAUUGAUGCGAUUCCAGCCGACAUGGUGGUGAAUGCAAUGAUAGUAGCAAUGGCGGCUCAUGCGAAUCAGCCUAACGAGACCAUUUACCAUGUCGGGUCAUCUGUGUCGAACCCUUUGGAGUUGGGGUCAGUUCGAGAUUAUGGUCAGCGUUACUUCACCAAGCACCCAUGGAUAAAUAAGGAAGGCAGGCCGGUCAUAGUUGGCGAAGUUAAAAUGCUCAACUCAAUGGAUAGUUUUAAGAGAUACUUAGCAAUUCAUUACUUGCUUCCGUUGAAGGGACUAGAAAUAGUGAACACAGCAUGCUGCCAAUACUUCGAGAGCUUGUACGUUGAUCUACGUAGGAAGAUCAAGUUUGUGAUGCGACUGGUCGAACUUUAUGGACCGUAUUUGUUCUUUAAAGGAUAUUAUGAUGAUAUGAAUACAGAAAUACUAAGAAGGGCUGCAGAAGAAAGUGGGGUUGAAACUGACAUGUUCUACUUUGAUCCCAAAGUCAUUAACUGGGCUGAUUACUUCAUGAACAUUCACUUGCCUGGAGCGGUAAAAUAUGUAUUCAAAUGAACUAACCAAAAUAUAAGUGUGUAUUUGCAAAUUGGUCCUUGAAUUUGGGAAAUUCAUGUUUUUAGGUCAACUAUUUCAUUUAUUACAAGGCAGAUGUAACUAGUGAAGAUCAUCAAAUGUUAUUACAUUGUAAGUGGAUCAAUUCUUCAGUUGUAUUCAAGGCCAUGUUUGGCUGAUAUGUUAAACUCUCAUUACCAAAUCAAAA
This is a messenger RNA of Sesamum indicum (sesame), 1846 nucleotides long. RefSeq names its product alcohol-forming fatty acyl-CoA reductase. Gene Ontology annotation, cellular component: intracellular membrane-bounded organelle. The record is from RefSeq and is a predicted model, not a curated record. Gene Ontology annotation, biological process: long-chain fatty-acyl-CoA metabolic process; suberin biosynthetic process. Lineage: Eukaryota; Viridiplantae; Streptophyta; Magnoliopsida; Lamiales; Pedaliaceae. Gene Ontology annotation, molecular function: alcohol-forming very long-chain fatty acyl-CoA reductase (NADP+) activity.